GCGCGAUGAGCCCGGGCUGAGGGAGGGUUGGGGGUCCCGCCGCCAUGGUGGCGCACGACGAGCUCGGCGGGCUGCUGCCCAUCAAAAGGACUAUCCGGGUCAUCGACGCGCAGAACCAGCACUUCAGGGAGCAGGAGGAGCCAAGCACGAAACGGGUCCGGCCUUUAGCACGAGUCACCUCCCUGGCCAACCUGAUCUCCCCCGUCAGAAAUGGGGCAGUUCGGCGCUUUGGGCAGACAAUCCAGUCGUUCACCCUCCGCAGCGACAGCAAAUCCCCUGGCUGUGCCCAGAAGUCGUGCAGCAGGUCUGCUGCUCCCACUCCCCCCAAGAGAAGGAACAGUGUCCUUUGGUCUGAGAUGUUGGAUGUGAACACGAAGGAAUCCCUGAGCACCAAGGAAAUCAAACGCCAGGAGGCCAUCUAUGAAAUGUCCAGGGGAGAGCAGGACCUGAUUGAAGACCUGAAGCUGGCCAGAAAGGCCUACCAUGACCCCAUGCUGAAACUCUCCAUCAUGUCUGAGGAGGAGCUCACCCACAUUUUUGGGGACUUGGAUUCCUACAUUCCUCUGCAUGAAGACUUACUGGCAAGCUUGGGAGAAGCAACAAAACCAGAUGGAACCGUGGAGCAGAUUGGGCCUAUCCUUGUGAAGUGGCUACCCCGACUGCACGCCUACAAAGGCUACUGCAGCAACCAGCUGGCAGCCAAAGCGCUGCUGGACCAGAAGAAGCAGGACAGGAGGGUGCAGGAUUUCCUGCAGCGCUGCCUCGAGUCUCCCUUCAGCCGCAAGCUGGACCUGUGGAGCUUCCUGGACAUCCCUCGGAGCCGCCUGGUCAAAUACCCCCUGCUCCUCAAGGAGAUCCUGAGGCACACCCCCAAGGAGCACCCCGACAUCCACAUCCUGGAGGAGGCUAUAUCCAUAAUCCAAGGAGUCCUCUCUGACAUCAACCUGAAGAAGGGCGAGUCUGAGUGCCAGUACUACAUUGACAAGCUGGAGUACCUGGAUGAGAAGCAGAAGGAUCCAAGGAUUGAAGGCAGCAAAGCUUUGCUGUGCCACGGGGAGCUGAAGAACAAAAAUGGACACAAGCUCUACGUCUUCCUCUUCCAAGAAAUCCUGGUGCUGACGCGGCCGGUGACCCGCAACGAGCGCCAGGCGUUCCAGGUGUACCGGCAGCCCAUCCCUGUGCAGGAGCUGCUCCUCGAGGACCUCCAGGAUGGAGAUGUCAAAAUGGGGGGCUCCUUCCGAGGGGCUUUUGGCAAUUCUGAUAAAGCCAAGAACAUCUUCCGAGUGCGUUUCCAGGAGCCCGGCCCGGGCCAGUCGCACACGCUGCAGGCCAACGACGUGUUCCACAAGCAGCAGUGGCUGAGCUGCCUCCGCGCCGCCAUCGCCCCCUUCCACAGGAGCGCUCCCGGCCCCGAGCUCGCCGAGCUGCCCGAGCUGAGCGAGGAGUGCGAGGAGAACAACCCCAACAACCCCAACAACCCCAACAAUCCCCAGCAGCGCCGGGGAAUGGGAAUGUCCCACGUGGAGCCGGAGCAGAGCGCGGCCCUGCCGGACUCGGGGGAAGCCAAGGGGCUCAAAUCCCACAGGAGCUCGUCGGGGCACCGGAAAUCCAGGGAGAAGCAGCUCAGCGGGAAGCGGAAAGAAACGCUGGUGUAGCGUAAGGAGGCACGGGAGCCCGGGGAAAGGCACCUGGGGUUGGGAAAGCUGUUAAUUUAUAAAUAAUUCCGUGUACAUUUUGUACCGGGAGCGCUUGGGAGCGCUCUGCGGAUCGGAGCCUGGGUUUGUGUUGGAAUGGCAGCUACUGGUGUGCAGUGACUGUUGAGCUGGGGGCUGUUUUUACACUCUGAACCCACGAGGGAUGUCCAGAACCCUCAUGGCACUUCUGAAGAGCAAAUUUGGGCUCCUGGAAGUUUCCCACAGCCAUGGUAGAGGAUGGAAAAUAAAGUGGAAUUUUGGGGGUAGAGGAUGGAAAAUAAAGUGGAAUUUUGGGCAGCACUGGGGCUUUUGAUCAACACUGCAAAAGUCCCUUAAAGGACUCAACACCUGAAGUCACUCUGCUGUGUGGUUAUGGUAAUUCCUGCAAAUUUGCAUGUUCCAAAAGGAAAAUCCUACAAAAACAGACCCCAAUUCAACAGGUUCUCAAUUCACCUACUGGAAUCUUUGAUCUUUGUGUGUCCUUUGUACAUUCCUCUGUCUCACUCUUGUAUCCUGCCAACUAUUUAAAUUUUUUUAUUAGUUUUGUUUCAAGUUUGGGGGUUGGGAUUUUGGGGUGGUUGGGGUUUUUUUGUUUCCUUUGAUUGUUUUUUUUUUAUUUUUGUAUUUUUGUUGCUCAGACUUGGCAUUUCCUUUCCAGUACUUGAUCCUUCGUGCUCCGAGGGGUGAUGUCCCAAAGAGCAAUCCACGGGCUGGGGGGAGACACUACUGAAAGAGAACUGCUUUACUCUAGGGUGUAGGAAGGUUGUAGGCACGUUGUACAAGGGUUUGGGGAGCAGUGAGUAGAGGGGUAGCAGGGAGUGAAGGUAGAUUCCGUGUUUUUGUUGCCUUUUGGAAAUGAAACACUUCCCACAGGGAAGCAGGACUUGGAGGCAACCAAGGGGUUCUUGCAUGUGGUAGAAAGGUAGAGGAGAGGAAGAGUUGGAGCUGUGAGGAGAGGAGGAGGAGGAGGAGUGGUUGUAAAUACUCAGGGUGGCAGCACUGCCAUCUUCUAGCACUCCAAAGAUGCAGGGAAAAUCCAGGGAGAGACC
Molecule: messenger RNA, 2743 nt
Organism: Melospiza melodia melodia
Lineage: Eukaryota; Metazoa; Chordata; Aves; Passeriformes; Passerellidae
Gene: NET1
Product: neuroepithelial cell transforming 1
Exons: 10
Coding region: 45-1655 (536 amino acids)
Biological process (GO): intracellular signal transduction; positive regulation of Rho protein signal transduction
Molecular function (GO): guanyl-nucleotide exchange factor activity
Source: RefSeq, a predicted model, not a curated record